Messenger RNA from Colletotrichum higginsianum IMI 349063, 315 nucleotides. Its product is annotated as Ubiquitin family protein. NCBI's taxonomy places the organism in Eukaryota, Fungi, Ascomycota, Sordariomycetes, Glomerellales, Glomerellaceae. The record is from RefSeq and is a predicted model, not a curated record. The coding region runs from base 1 to 315 and encodes 104 amino acids. Gene Ontology annotation, cellular component: nucleus; septin ring. Gene Ontology annotation, molecular function: ubiquitin-like protein ligase binding; protein tag activity. The transcript has 2 exons. Gene Ontology annotation, biological process: protein sumoylation.
AUGUCUGGCGAACACGAGAACGGAAGCCCCUCUGCUGGCGGCCAGGAUGCCGCGCCCGCCGUCGAACACCUGAAUAUCAAGGUCACGGACAACAACAAUGAGGUCUUCUUCAAGAUCAAGCGCUCCACCAAGCUCGACAAGCUUAUGACAGCCUUCUGCGAGAGACAAGGAAAGGCUAUGAACUCUGUUCGAUUCCUCUUCGAGGGUCAGCGUGUGCAGCCGACAGACACUCCAGACACUUUGGCCCACCAGCUCGAGAUGGCGGAUGGAGAUACCCUUGAGGUGCACCAGGAACAGGUUGGCGGUUCCUCCUAG